Nothoprocta perdicaria is the source of this 3165-nucleotide messenger RNA. RefSeq names its product zinc finger DHHC-type containing 7 (gene ZDHHC7). Bases 462 to 1379 code for a protein of 305 amino acids. The record is from RefSeq and is a predicted model, not a curated record. Gene Ontology annotation, cellular component: endoplasmic reticulum; Golgi apparatus. Gene Ontology annotation, molecular function: protein-cysteine S-palmitoyltransferase activity. The transcript is spliced from 10 exons. Lineage: Eukaryota; Metazoa; Chordata; Aves; Tinamiformes; Tinamidae. Gene Ontology annotation, biological process: protein targeting to membrane; peptidyl-L-cysteine S-palmitoylation.
UUGGGACUUUUGCUCAAACUCAAUGUAUUUUGCACCAUCUACAACUGAUGAGCUUCUUGUUUAUGCCUCUUAUGGAACCGGUAAGGGAAGCGAAGUUAUAGAGAAGACACAUAUCUUCUGUUCUGAAAAGUAGCACUUCCAGAGUUUUCUUAUGGCCUGAUGCUUGAUUUUGGAAAGCUGCAAUAAAAGACCAGAAUAAGGAGGAUCUUUAAAGGAACUUUAAACUUGGCCAUGUUAUAUAUUUGCUCACUGAAAAAUGUCAUUUGCAUUCAUAGAGGGCUGCACGCUGGGGCACUGUAUGGCUUAUAUAUCCCAAUUUCUGGAAGUCAGAUGUGUAUCUUUGGAAAUACAUAUGGCAAAAGAUUACACCAGAUAUGACUGCAUAUCCUAGUAUAGCCUAAAGGAAGGACAUGAUGUCAGAAUAACAUACAAAAAGUUUGUGAGGGCACGUCCAGAAAACCAUGCAGUCAUCAGGGCACAGGUUCCGCGAUGUCGAGCACCACCCACUGCUUGCCGAAAAUGACAGCUACGAUUCGUCCUCCUCAGAGGCCGACAUGGCAGAAAGGGUUUGGUUCAUCCGCGACGGCUGCGGGAUGGUCUGUGCCAUAAUGACGUGGCUUCUGGUCGUCUAUGCAGACUUCGUAGUGACUUUUGUYAUGUUGCUGCCUUCCAAAGACUUUUGGUACUCUGUGAUCAACGGUGUUCUCUUUAACUGCUUGGCAGUGCUAGCUUUGUCAUCUCAUCUGAGAACUAUGCUAACUGAUCCAGGCGCUGUACCCAAAGGCAAUGCCACUAAAGAAUAUAUGGAUAAUUUACAACUGAAACCAGGAGAAGUGAUCUACAAAUGUCCGAAGUGCUGCAGUAUCAAACCUGAACGUGCACACCACUGCAGUAUUUGCAAGCGAUGUAUUCGGAAGAUGGAUCACCACUGCCCAUGGGUGAAUAAUUGCGUGGGUGAGAAAAAUCAGAGAUUUUUUGUUCUGUUUACGAUGUAUAUAGCCCUAAUUUCAGCUCAUGCGCUCAUACUGUGUGGGUUUCAGUUUUUCUCCUGUGUCCGAGGGCAGUGGACUGAAUGCAGUGACUUCUCCCCUCCCGUAACUGUGAUCCUGAUGAUCUUCUUGUGCCUUGAGGGUUUUCUGUUUCUCACUUUCACUGCAGUCAUGUUUGGCACCCAAAUUCACUCAAUAUGCAAUGAUGAAACGGAGAUUGAAAGACUGAAGAGUGAAAAGCCAACGUGGGAGAGGAGACUACGUUGGGAAGGAAUGAAGUCUGUUUUUGGGGGGCAGCCUUCGCUCCUGUGGAUCAAUCCCUUUGCAGGAUUUCGAAUCAGGAGACUUCUCUUGAGAGCAAAGAAAGGAGGACCCGAGUUUUCUGUUUGAGUUUAAUUAUGCUGGAACUUGCAAGAAUACUAUAUAAUAUUUAUUUGGGGCCAGAAAGGCUGUCUGCAUAUAAUCUGUGACCAGGUGAAACUGUUAUCGGACAUUUGCUUGUAGCAAGCAGAGUUUUAUACGUUUGUCACAGACAUCUCAUUAACUUUCAGAGACACAAACUGGAUCUGUAAUGGUCUUAACAACAAGAUGACAAAGGAAAAGCACGUGGUCACACUAAAGAAGCCAAAUGUUGUCAUGCUACUGUAAUUUAUUUUAUGAGAUUAAUUAUGCAUUUUUGUUAAAACCCUUUUUAUUUGGUAAUGUUUGGGGACUUACCUGAGUGUUUUUAUAAAAAAUUAUGUACUGAAGUGCAGUUGUCAAUCAUAGGAAAGAGCAUUAUUGUGAAAGCUGAGCUCAGAUGAGACCCAGCUUUCGAAAUCCAGUUUUCAGGGAAUAGCAGUUUGUUCAAUUUUAAUUUAUAUUUCAACUUGUCCUAAUAAGCAGAGCUGUACUUGUGUCCCACUUCAGACACACAUUCCUCAUAUGCAAGUGAUUCGAGGGACUUGUGCACAUGGCAGCAUACCACGUCAGAGGCACUGUUACACCCCUGCCAAAUGUCUUCCCAGGCUCACAAAAGCAUGUUUUGUGUUUGGCAGUACUAAUCUUGUAUGGCAUUUAGGUAAGUUCUAAACGUUCAGUAAACGAUGCUUUUAACCCAGGCCAAAUUCUGCCCUCACAUACGUGUCUCCGAUUCUUAGUGCAUUGGUUCUAAAGGAACUUACACUUGGGUGUCUUGGGAUGGUUUCUAGUCCUCCGUGCAGGAAYAAGUGGGACCAGUGACUGUAUCCUCAUGGGAUUAGAACAAAUGUACUGCAGAUUGAAGGCAAUGAACUGAAAGAGCGGUUUUUGUGAGGUCUUGCUUUGCACUUUGCAGGCAUUUCAUAGAAGGAAAGCUGUUAACUCGCUGGUGUCUUGAACAAAGACAUCAGAGAAAGGAGAAAGGCUUCCCGUGCUGGCAGGACUUGCCUCYUUCUCAAGCACAACAAAUCCUAAAUGUAGAAGAAACAAAAUCAGCAACAGCAAAGGAGUUGAUUUUAACCAUUUUCCAACCAAAACUACUUUCAAAAAGUAUAAGAGAGCAGUACAGAUCCAGAACUGCUUUAUGUGGGCCUGACAAUAACAGUAGUGCUAAGAUACCUUUGUAAAUCUGCAAGUGUUGAAAUUCAGCCAGAAGUGGAUUAUUUAAACAUUAUGUUUAGAAUAUUUUUGUUGUUGCUUAUUUGUUCUAUAAACUACCAACGAUGUAAAGAUUAAAAAAUAAAAAGGAGCCUCGAUGCAUAGUGUGAAACUGUGCCUAGGAAGUAAAGAACUCCCUGUUCGGGGACUUGCCUUAAACUGUCCAGUCUUUGCUUUUGCUUUGCCAGUGCUAUUGAGGAUCUGUCCCACCUCAAGCAGUUCAGCGUGCUGAAGCCACUUGUAUUAGUAAGUUUACUUACUACAGAAGCUGUAUUUCUUUUUUGAUGACCUGCUUCUCCAUCUYUUUGUAACAGUUUGUGCUGUUUCCAGCUUCAUUAAGUUUUACACCGUUGGGUGGGUGAACUUACUAAGGGAUCCAUUUAUUAGAUAUAAGCCUGCAAAUGAAACUGCAAUGUUACCUAAUCCGUUCACUUUGCUUGGGGAGAUGGUGUGUGGUGCUGGAGAAUUUCUAGGUGGCCACAUCCAAUGAAGUUGCAGCCAAAUGAACAAAACUGUCUCGUAUACAUGAGGGAAAAGUUGGAAGUUCCACAAGGAUCUU